Molecule: messenger RNA, 513 nt
Organism: Anthonomus grandis grandis
Lineage: Eukaryota; Metazoa; Arthropoda; Insecta; Coleoptera; Curculionidae
Product: piggyBac transposable element-derived protein 2-like
Exons: 2
Coding region: 1-513 (170 amino acids)
Source: RefSeq, a predicted model, not a curated record
AUGAAGACUAGAGACCAAGAAGGCUACGAUAAACUUUUCAAAGUCCGUUCUUUUCUUGACGAUGUGCGAAGUAAUUUUUCCAAGAUAGAACCUGAAGAAUUCAAUUCUGUGGAUGAGAUCAUGAUUUCGUUCAAAGGUCGUAAUUCGCUGAAACAAUACGUAAAAAACAAACCUCACAAAUGGGGAAUAGAAAUGUUCGCCAGAGCAGGCAGCAGUGGAUUUGUAUAUGAUUUUGAGGUUUAUGUAGGAAAGGAUACUAUAAAAAAUGAAAGUACUCUGGGCAUCAGUGGUGAUAUUGUAGUGUGGCUGUCCAUAGGAACUGUGAGAGUUGCACGUAUGCCUGGGUGUGAGUUUAUAUCAGACAAAGAAUUAAAACUAAGAGGACGAGGUUCAUUUGACUACAAAAUGGAUACCAAUCGAAAUAUAAUAGUCGCCAAAUGGUAUGAUAAUAAACCUGUGCAUGUUGCCUCAUAUUACAAGGGAAUCGAACCUCUGGAACGAGUGAAAAGAUGA